Cynoglossus semilaevis (tongue sole) is the source of this 1106-nucleotide messenger RNA. RefSeq names its product X-ray repair complementing defective repair in Chinese hamster cells 4 (gene xrcc4). The record is from RefSeq and is a predicted model, not a curated record. The transcript is spliced from 8 exons. Gene Ontology annotation, cellular component: nucleus; DNA ligase IV complex; DNA-dependent protein kinase-DNA ligase 4 complex. Gene Ontology annotation, molecular function: DNA binding. Bases 309 to 1052 code for a protein of 247 amino acids. NCBI's taxonomy places the organism in Eukaryota, Metazoa, Chordata, Actinopteri, Pleuronectiformes, Cynoglossidae. Gene Ontology annotation, biological process: immunoglobulin V(D)J recombination; response to X-ray; double-strand break repair via nonhomologous end joining.
CUUUAUUGGAACCCCUUGGGAAACAAGACUUGUCUUUAUUGGCUUGGCUUUAUUACUCUUUUGACCACAGACAAAGUCUUGGUUGUCACCUGACUGGCUGAACCUCAUGUCAUCUGCUCACAGGUGUAUAAAAUAGAUUAAAUCCUACAGGGCUUUUCUUUGUACCUGUGAAUGGAGGUUGAGUGUGUGCAUGUGUGUGGGUCAACGCUUAAAUAUGCACCCAAGUGCAUAUUCUGUGGAAGGACACCUGGAACAUAACUGCCCUCUGGUUUUCAAUCGCUGUCCAUCUGCAGAGCUGACAGCCAGAGAUGGGGCUUCUGGGCUUUUCAGAAGAUGAUGUGACCAAAGAGGCCGAGGAUUUGGGAAUUACUAGAGAGAGGUAUGUGAAGGAUCUCCUGCAAGCACUAACAAUAGGUGACGACGGAAGAGAAGGAGGCAACAAGGCUGUGUAUUCAUUUCAACUUGCCCCAGAUCACUGCCAACUGUCGUAUCAGAAGAUCUGCAAUGAUGUCACGGUACACUUAGGCUCUGUGGACCUCCAAGCAGCUCCAGACCCACUGGAGUUAAACCAGGAGAUCAUUAGCCAGUCCAUAAAGCGCAACACACAUUUGGAGUCCAAAAACAAGAAGCUGAUGGAGGAGAACCACAGACUGAAAAAGGAGCACCAGCAUAUUCUUGUAGAUUUACAACAGCUGGUUGACAAUAAGGAAACAUUGGAGCAAGACCUGUACACACGCUUUGUCAAGAUACUGAAUGAAAAGAAGGCAAAAAUCCGAGGACUGCAGGAGAGACUGCAUCAGCUCCAACAGACCGUUCAGCAGAGAGAUGUGGAAACCAGACAAAGUGAUGGCGACUCCACUGAUGUUGAAGAAGAUGAUGGAAGUCAAGACCAAGGAGAAGUGGCGACGCCGAGCGUCCAUCCUUCACAGGAGCCCACCAUCUAUAUCACAGGUCGAAAUCUUGAGUGUCAUGGUGUCCCAGUGGACCGUACAUUCUCUGACAGUGAAGAAGAAGAACAACCAAAAAGGAAGCGCAGGCUGCAGAAGUCUUAAAGCUUCUCAGCAGGAGUAAAGCCACAGUUUACUCUUGUUUACAAAGGAUAUCUG